Molecule: messenger RNA, 4095 nt
Organism: Ipomoea nil (Japanese morning glory)
Lineage: Eukaryota; Viridiplantae; Streptophyta; Magnoliopsida; Solanales; Convolvulaceae
Product: serine/threonine-protein phosphatase BSL3-like
Exons: 21
Coding region: 475-3477 (1000 amino acids)
Biological process (GO): brassinosteroid mediated signaling pathway
Molecular function (GO): phosphoprotein phosphatase activity; protein binding
Source: RefSeq, a predicted model, not a curated record
GAGAGAGGGAAUGGGCCCGUGGAAAGAGAUGGAUAUGAAAUGUUUUUAGAGAGAGAGAAAGUUUUGGAUUGGCGGAGAGAGAAAGAGGAGAUUGGAAACACUGGUGCUGGUGGUGUUUUUGGCCUCCUUGUCCCUGUGUGUAUACCUUCGACCGCCUUUAGAAUUGAAAAGCUUUUCGGAGAGAGAAACGACUAACGAAAAGAAAAAAAAGAUUUUGUUUUCUCUCUUCUAGGGUUUUAAUUUUCUUGGAGAAUUCAGGGAGAAAUUAAUUAUUAUUAUUGGCGUAUAUUUAUGUAUGUACUCUUUCCUGUGUUUGGAAUCAGAGGAUCUGAGCUAGGGUUUGGGAAUUUUAAAUUUGUGCGCUGUUGGAGCUUGAAUUGGAUUGGAAAUGUUGUUCGGAAAUGCGAAUUGAUAAGAAUUGGAGCACCGAUCUUAUAAGGAAGUUUUGGAUAUUACGGGUUCAGGUUGAGAAAGAUGGACGUUGAUUCGACCAUGACGUCGGAGUCCGAUCAGGAUCAGAAGAAUAACGGGCCGAGUUCCGAGCAGUCAAGCGUCGAGCCAUCGGCUGGAGAAUCUCCGGAGCAGAGUUCUCCGGCUCUACAGCAGCAGCAGUCGCCACCUUCGACUCAGCCUCAGCAGCAGAACAGUAUUGGUCCGGUUGUGGGGCCAAGGUGCGCUCCAACGUACUCGGUGGUGCACCCUAUUCUGGAGAAGAAGGACGAUGGCCCAGGACCAAGGUGUGGCCACACACUAACGGCUGUCCCGGCUGUCGGAGAGGAAGGCACUCCUGGAUACAUUGGUCCUCGGCUAAUUCUAUUUGGUGGUGCCACUGCACUUGAGGGAAAUUCUGCAGCCACAGGGACUCCUUCAUCUGCCGGAAGUGCUGGAAUUCGGUUGGCUGGGGCUACGGCUGAUAUCCACUGUUACGAUGUAUUGACUAAUAAAUGGACUAGAAUUGCUCCAAUCGGAGAGCCACCCACGCCAAGGGCAGCCCAUGUAGCUACUGCUGUUGGUACAAUGGUGGUUAUUCAGGGUGGAAUUGGUCCUGCUGGUUUGUCCGCUGAGGAUCUUCAUGUCCUAGACCUUACACAACAACGGCCACGAUGGCAUAGAGUUGUUGUCCAAGGCCCUGGGCCAGGCCCUCGUUAUGGACAUGUCAUGGCUUUGGUAGGGCAAAGAUAUCUAAUGGCAAUUGGUGGAAAUGAUGGGAAACGACCUUUAGCAGAUGUUUGGGCCUUGGAUACAGCAGCCAAGCCAUAUGAGUGGCGUAAAUUGGAACCUGAGGGUGAAGGUCCACCUCCAUGCAUGUAUGCAACUGCAAGUGCACGCUCUGAUGGUCUUCUACUACUUUGUGGAGGGAGGGAUGCUAAUAGUGUGCCACUAGCAAGUGCAUAUGGACUUGCUAAACAUAGAGAUGGUCGGUGGGAGUGGGCUAUUGCUCCGGGUGUGUCACCAUCUCCUAGAUAUCAACAUGCUGCAGUCUUUGUUAAUGCAAGGCUCCAUGUAUCUGGAGGAGCACUGGGCGGUGGACGUAUGGUGGAAGACUCCUCCAGUGUGGCUGUUUUGGAUACUGCAGCUGGGGUGUGGUGUGAUACAAAGUCUGUUGUUACAAGCCCAAGAACUGGUAAAUUCAGCGCUGAUGCAGCAGGUGGAGAUGCAGCUGUUGAGUUGACAAGGCGUUGUAGGCAUGCUGCUGCUGCUGUGGGUGAUUUGAUCUUUAUUUAUGGUGGUCUACGUGGUGGUGUAUUGCUGGAUGACUUGCUUGUUGCUGAAGAUUUGGCUGCUGCUGAAACAACAAGUGCUGCUUCUCAUGCAGCUGCUGCAGCUGCAAAUGUACCACAAGGGAGAAUGCAAGGGAGGUAUGGAUUUGUUGAUGAAAGAAUGAGACAAGCAGUUUCUGAAACAGUUAAUGAUGGGGCAGUUGUUCUUGGAAAUCCUGUUGCUCCCCCAGUAAAUGGUGAUAUGUAUACUGAUAUAAGCACUGAAAAUGCUAUGCUUCAAGGAAAUCGGAGAUUGAGCAAAGGUGUUGAGUAUUUAGUUGAAGCCUCUGCCGCAGAAGCAGAGGCUAUUAGUGCCACAUUAGCUGCAGCAAAAGCUCGACAAGUUAAUGGAGAAGUUGAACUGCCUGAUAGGGAUCGUGGAGCAGAUGCAACUCCUAGUGGAAAACAGGCAUCAAGUUUAGUCAAGCUUGAACCUUCCUUGGCAAGCAAUUCUGCUCCACCUGGAGUUCGACUACAUCACCGUGCUGUAGUUAUUGCUGCAGAGACCGGUGGAGCUCUAGGAGGUAUGGUUAGACAGCUCUCUAUUGAUCAAUUCGAAAAUGAAGGCAGACGAGUCAGUUAUGGUACUCCAGAAAAUGCAACAGCAGCAAGAAAACUUUUAGAUAGACAAAUGUCUAUCAACAGUAUUCCCAAAAAGGUCAUUGCCCAUCUUCUAAAACCUCGUGGAUGGAAGCCACCUGUGCGACGGCAAUUUUUCUUGGACUGCAACGAGAUAGCUGAUCUUUGUGACACUGCAGAAAGAAUAUUUUCAAGUGAACCUACUGUUCUUCAACUCAAGGCUCCUAUUAAGAUAUUUGGUGACUUGCAUGGGCAAUUUGGGGAUCUCAUGCGUCUCUUUGAUGAGUAUGGAUCCCCUUCAACUGCUGGAGAUAUAUCAUAUAUCGAUUAUCUCUUCCUAGGAGAUUAUGUUGAUCGUGGCCAGCAUAGUUUGGAGACCAUAACUCUUCUAAUGGCUUUGAAGGUGGAGUAUCCGCACAAUGUUCACUUAAUUCGUGGGAACCAUGAAGCUGCAGAUAUUAAUGCACUUUUUGGCUUUCGAAUUGAGUGCAUUGAACGAAUGGGUGAGAGAGAUGGAAUCUGGGCUUGGCAUCGUAUUAACAGACUGUUUAACUGGCUUCCGUUGGCGGCAUUGAUUGAGAAUAAAAUUAUCUGUAUGCAUGGCGGUAUUGGAAGAUCAAUCAAUCAUCUUGAACAAAUUGAGAAUAUUCAGCGCCCUAUUACCAUGGAAGCAGGUUCAAUUGUGCUCAUGGACCUGUUGUGGUCUGACCCAACAGAAAAUGAUAGUGUUGAAGGUUUGCGUCCUAAUGCUAGAGGUCCUGGAUUGGUUACUUUUGGGCCUGAUCGUGUGAUGGAAUUUUGCAACAACAAUGAUCUUCAAUUGAUAGUUAGAGCGCAUGAAUGCGUGAUGGAUGGCUUUGAACGAUUUGCACAGGGGCAUUUAAUUACUCUAUUCUCGGCCACCAAUUAUUGUGGUACUGCUAAUAAUGCCGGUGCAAUCUUGGUAUUGGGUAGAGAUCUUGUUGUUGUUCCAAAACUAAUUCAUCCACUGCCUCCCGCCAUUUCAUCUCCAGAAACAUCACCUGAGCGGCAUAUUGAAGACACAUGGAUGCAGGAGCUUAAUGCUAACCGGCCACCUACACCAACUAGAGGUCGUCCUCAAGUCACUAAUGAUCGAGGUUCUCUUGCUUGGAUUUAGAUUAUUUAGUCCCAGAUUGUUUUGCUAUACUUCUUCCAGGCCGAUGCUGAUGCUAACACUGGGGAUUUCUAGCGAUCUGUACUUAGCAUGAUGUCAUUGGGAGAAUGCCUUGGGGAUGUGCACCUUCUAUGAGAUUCUAAAGGCUUUGAGGCACUUGAUGUCAUUCGUGGAUUAGACAGGCCUUCCGAGUUCCAACCAGAAAUAUUCUGGUCACAACGAUUAGCCAGAUUGUGUAUUCAUCAUGAUGGAAGCAAUUGAGGGUUCUCGGGGACGGUUUCCCCUUGUACAUUUGUCACAGGCAGAUUAGAAGUGUUAAAAGUGUGGUCAUUCUCUAAUUUGGUGCUUAGUGCCAGUUUUUGAGUUUUGUUUUUUUUUUUGUUAUUUUUUUCUCUUUUGGUUUUGGUUUUGGCCCUCUAGUCUCAAAAUUUUCAUAUUCCCAGUUUAGGUGUAUUAUUUUUGUUUCUGCUGAAAGGAGAAUUUAAGGUCCUUACAUACAAUGUAGAGCGAGUCUCGGUGGGCAUCAUUUGUAUCAUAGAGGGGGUUCCUUAGUGUAAUUUGUUUUUUACCUUUUGUACAAACAUCAGUGUGAAGAUAACAAUAGCUUUCUUUCUUUUUUAA